CAUUGAUAAUCCAAUUCUAAAAUAUUAAUUUUAACACAUUUUUCCUUCAUACACAAAAUGGCCAACUUCUCAACCACUUUGUUCAUGUUGCUCCUCCUUGUUGCAUCAUGUAGCAGCGGCGCUCGCGACAAAGCGGGUAGUAUCAGCGCAAAUGUGAUAGUACCAAAUGAUCGAUGCUUAACAAAUCUGGGCUUAUGCCGUGAUAAACUUUGUGGCGAACAGUGUUGUGAGAAGAAUUGUUUUGAUAAUUUCACGGUGAAAAAUCCAUCUGGUGCUUGUGAGACCAUCCUCGUCUUUCCAUUGAUCAGACUUUGCAAUUGUCACCAUGAUUGUUAGAAUACAAAAAUAAAAAAUAGUGGAUCAAAACUUUUAAUUUGAUGUUUUAUUAGGAUACUAGUAUAGUACCCGCACGAUGUGCGGAAAAUAUAAAAGAAUUAAUUGUAAUUGAAAUUUUG
This is a messenger RNA of Capsicum annuum, 455 nucleotides long. RefSeq names its product defensin-like protein 183. The record is from RefSeq and is a predicted model, not a curated record. The transcript is spliced from 2 exons. NCBI's taxonomy places the organism in Eukaryota, Viridiplantae, Streptophyta, Magnoliopsida, Solanales, Solanaceae. The coding region runs from base 58 to 336 and encodes 92 amino acids.